UGUCGAGCACUAGAAAAGGCAGCACUGGUGCUAGUAGUACAUGUGACAAGAGUAUCUUGCUGCCAGUGUUAAGGAACAGAAUUUAGAACACUAUAUUUAUUUUUAUUUCUUUAAACAAUUUCAGGCACACAAUGGGUCUGUGGAAUUCCAUUAGGUACUACAAUACAGUUAAAUACUUGCAGAUUAAAAGCAAAAAACUGGCAUGCCUGAAAUGGAGUAUACACGGAAUCAUUUUCAUAUCGAUCUGUGUCAUCCUGUUUUGGAAAAAGGAAUACCAGGAAAACAGUCACCUUGUCAGCUCGGUGACCGCGAAAGUGAAGGGCGUGGCAGUUACCAAUGACUCUGAGCUGGAGAUAGUAUUAUGGGAUGUCGUCGAUCACAGUAGUUUAUCACAGGGGAAGGACUCCUUUUUUGUUGUUACUAAUGCAGUAGUCACAAAGAAUCAAACUCAAGGAAACUGUCUGGAGGGACCAGACUCUGGAACAAUAUGCAGCUCAAAUGAGGAUUGCACAAAGGAAUAUACUAACCAGAAGAGUAAUGGGGAUCCGACUGGCCAAUGUGUUGAAUUUAACUCAUCAGUAAAAACCUGUGAAGUGUUUGCCUGGUGUCCGAUCGAGGGAAUGAGGAAUGCUUCCAAACCUGCUGUUUUGGAAUCAGCAGAAAACUUCACCGUCUUUAUUAAAAACAACAUUGGAUUCAUUAACUUCAAUUACACAAAGAGAAACAUCUUGCCGGAUAUGAACGAAACCUAUCUAAAACAGUGUAUGUUUAACCGAAAGACAGACCCAUACUGCCCGAUAUUCCGCCUGGGAAAUAUUGUCCAAGAAGCCGGGGAGAAUUUCACAGAAAUGGCUGUUAAGGGAGGAGUGAUAGCAAUACAGAUUAACUGGGAAUGUGACCUGGAUUGGCUGCUUCACAAGUGUGUCCCGGAGUACAGCUUUCGAAGACUGGAUGAGAAAAACGACAAGAAGACCCUAUUCCCUGGCUUCAGCUUCAGGUUUGCAAGAUACUAUAAACAGAAUGGAGUGGAAGAGCGCACAUUGUUCAAGGUGUAUGGAAUCCGGUUUGAUGUCAUGGUGACUGGAAAGGCUGGAAAAUUCAGUCUAAUUAAGCUGAUUACAUACAUUGGAUCCACACUCGCCUACUUCGGUAUGACAAUAAUCGUGGUUGACUUCCUCCUUGCAAACUACGUUCAUCCCAGUUGCUGCAAAAAAGAGGUCAAAAGUUACUAUACUGGGAAGAAAUAUGAAACUGUGGAAUAUCAGUUAGAGAUGAGAGACGUCAGCAACAGAGAAGGUCAGGAUUGUGAAUCCAGCCCUUAGUGCAUUUUUAUACUGUGUUUAUUGCUGUUGUUGUUAUUUUAACAUGUAUUGUGCACACAGUAUAUUUUUUAUUGCUAAUCAAAGGCAGAUAGUUAAUUCAGUUUUGUUCUGACAGCAGUUUUCAUAAACUGAUGCUUUGCAACACUUUUGUAUCACGCUGAAAUUAAUAAAAAU
Molecule: messenger RNA, 1496 nt
Organism: Acipenser ruthenus (sterlet)
Lineage: Eukaryota; Metazoa; Chordata; Actinopteri; Acipenseriformes; Acipenseridae
Product: P2X purinoceptor 4-like
Exons: 12
Coding region: 132-1322 (396 amino acids)
Biological process (GO): response to ATP; monoatomic cation transmembrane transport
Cellular component (GO): nuclear inner membrane; plasma membrane
Molecular function (GO): ATP binding; purinergic nucleotide receptor activity; extracellularly ATP-gated monoatomic cation channel activity
Source: RefSeq, a predicted model, not a curated record